AGAUUUCGCUGUGAGGGCGACAAAUACGACUUCACCCUGAAAGCGGUUACGGCUCUACGUGCACUUUCUCCGGGAUUGCCAAGGGAUUUCAAUGGUUGGCCCGUUCUUUUGUUUCCGUGUUGAUUCGGAUCACACAUAUAUGGCGUUUGUGACCGUCUGCAGAGAGUUCUGCCAGGCUCAGCACCUCACCUUUGCGGACAAGUGAAUCGAUAGCUGCCCGUGGGACUACGCCACCCAGAAGCCUCCCUGACAGCCAGCACACUGGGCCCGUCUGUCUCUUCUAUACCCUUUUGGGAUCCCGUGUAGUCCUCGAGCAUCCCUGUCUCAUUCCUUCCUACAGAUUUUUCUCCCUGUAGCCAAUCAGAAACUCUUCUCCUGAAUGGGGUAAUCUCAAUUGUCUCAAUUGGAUGACUGAAGGAUAGUCUCCCAUUUUUCUUUCAGUUUCUCAUCCCUUUUGUUCUACUUUUUUUAACAUUGUGGACUAGAUCACCCUCUUUUUUACGUUUUGUUUGUACUUCUAGUAUUCCAGUGUCCACCCAUCAUUUUUUAAAUACAUCUUUUGUUCUGUAUUUAUUUUUUCAUACUGCUGAGAUCUGAGCCAAAGAUUUUUGAAAAGAAAAAAGGAACAGGAAUUAUAAGUACUUCAUUGUAAUUGUUUUAAAGACGUCUUGCCAACAUGAACCGCCCUGCCGCUGUUGAGAUUUCCUAUGACUGCAUGAGAUUCCUCAUCACACACAACCCCACCAACUCCACUCUCAACAAGUUUACUGAGGAGCUGAAGAAGUUUGAGGUGAACACACUGGUCAGAGUAUGUGAAGCCACCUAUGACACGGCACUAGUGCAGAAGGAGGGCAUCCAAGUCUUUGACUGGCCCUUUGAUGAUGGAGCUUCGCCCCCCACUCGGAUUGUAGACGAUUGGUUAAACCUGCUGAAGACUAAGUUCCGAGAGGAGCCAGGAUGCUGCAUUGCCGUUCACUGUGUUGCAGGGUUGGGCCGAGCACCUGUGCUGGUGGCUUUAGCCUUACUCGAGUGUGGAAUGAAGUAUGAAGAAGCAGUGAUGUACAUACGACAGAAGCGACGUGGAGCCUUCAACGCCAAACAGCUCAUGUACCUUGAAAAAUACCGACCCAAGAUGCGUCUGAGGUUCAAGGAGGCCAACGGUCACAACUGCUGUAUCCAGUAGUGCGUCAUUCUGUCAGUCAUACAAAACAGCAGUGGGAUGUUCAACCAGGGUAUAUAGGGGAGCAAAAGCUGUGGGUUGUAAUUGUGGUGAUUAAUAUCAAACGAAUCAUGGCUAAUCGAUCACAGAAUAAUGAAGCUGAUCUAUGGAUUCACCAGCAGUAUCAAAGAGAAGGGUCAAAGCACACAGACGAGCCCACAAACCUGGUCGCUUAACCAGUGUUACCAGUCACGGGCUAGAAUAUACUAACGUUCCCCUGAUUUCCCAAAUUUCCAAUCAUGGGACGACUUUAUUUCGGGUUAUUUCAGAAUGAGUACUUUGAAUCGUGAUCAAAAGAUUUACAAUUGUUAAAUGCUGUCAUUUGUUGAUUUAUUACUGCUUUUUUUAUUCUGAAGACAUUGUUGGGCAUGUUUUCUUUUAUCGUUUUUUUUUUUAUUAUUAUUAUUAUUUCAACAAACAAUAGCCAAUUUUGUUACAUAAACAAACUAUAAAGUAGACAUACGAUAUUUUUGCACAAUACAACAUUUUUGAGAAGUUCCCCUUUGAUGCAGCAAUCACUUUUUUUAAUUUAGGGUUAGCCUGGGUUUGAAAUAUGCCAGCUGUAUUUAUUCACUAUAAUUAGCGCGUCUUGUCAGGAGUUCGGGUGGGGUUCGUUCUUUUCUUUCGUGGAGCCAUGUAUUUUUCAGUCCUUUUCUUAAUCUCUGGGGAGUGCAAUAUUCAGUCCAGAUUAGAAAAGCCUUCACCCUUAGGACCGUCCUACAUCCAGAUUCAAACACAGGAGGAUUCUCGGCUUGUCUUCUUCGGUACUCGCUUUCAAUUGCUGCUCUUUGCUGGCUGGUCAGUAAGAAGCUUUUAUCUGUUGAGCCCACAGACACACUGAAGGAAGUAAGAAGCAGGAAAACCGGCCAGCGCUGGCUUUAUUUUUAUUUUAAUCCACCUUUUCUUUAUCAUCAUUGUGCCCAUUUUGAAAGCAUCCCCACUUCAUCUUGGUUUUAAGACAAAUAAAUGAAUUGAAAUUGA
This is a messenger RNA of Danio rerio (zebrafish), 2200 nucleotides long. It is a transcript of the gene ptp4a2b, whose product is annotated as protein tyrosine phosphatase 4A2b. NCBI's taxonomy places the organism in Eukaryota, Metazoa, Chordata, Actinopteri, Cypriniformes, Danionidae. Gene Ontology annotation, cellular component: endosome; cytoplasm; plasma membrane. The record is from RefSeq and is marked validated. Gene Ontology annotation, molecular function: hydrolase activity; phosphatase activity; protein tyrosine/serine/threonine phosphatase activity.